AUGGCCGCAGCCAGUGUGGUCGCUUUCUUCUCUACCGCCGUAUUCCUCGGAAAUGUCGCUUUCAGUGCGACAGGAUUUGCAAUGGCAAUUGUUUUCCUCUUCCUAUAUCAGCUUGGAUCGUUAGCGUGGCUUGAUUGUUGUAACAUUAGAUACGCUGUUUUUAUACAAACAAUUGGUUUCGUUGUCAUACUCCCAAUCACACUAUGGCGUUCUUAUCUAAGAGAUAACAUUCGUACCGAGUUACUGGUUGCGUUUGUUCCAAUCACAUUUGCAGGAACGCCGCUUGGUCAAUACCUGCAAGAUUUCACUCCGGUAGGGGCUUUAAAGGUUCUGAUUGGCUCCCUGACGAUACUAGUUGCAGCCUGGCAGAUUCAUGAGUACUGCAAGAAAAGAAGGAAAGAAAAGCGACUUGAAAAGAACAAUGAAUCGAAAGUGGUCGAAGACAACGUUUUGACAGCUCUUGAGCAGGAGGAGAGACCAACGGUCGGGCAGCAAUUGGCUUCACACUAUAAUCUCGGAAAGCAAAGUCAUAGCAACACCCCAACCCUCCUCAUAUCUUGA
Messenger RNA from Porites lobata, 561 nucleotides. Lineage: Eukaryota; Metazoa; Cnidaria; Anthozoa; Scleractinia; Poritidae. The record is from the annotation of a GenBank genome assembly.